CUUGCUCAUGAUAAAAAAGAGAAUAAAACCUACUGCAGUCUGCAGCUGUGCAAACGGACACACCCUGAAUGCAACUCACUGCCGUAAUAAAGCAUUGCAAAGACGUACAACAGCUCCAACAAGUUCACGCUCAAUUUAUCACCACCGGCCUUCUCCGUCUCCAUCCUCCUCACAUCUUAACUAAUAUCCUCCACUCCAUUAACAACUUCGCCGUCACCACUGCCGACGUGAAAUCGUCGUCUGCAGCUGUACUAAGCUAUGCAAUCUCAGUCUUCAAUUCUAUCUCAAACCCAUCAACGUUUUGCUACAACACCAUCAUUAGAGCACAUACUCUUCUCUCGGCCCCUCUGUCUGCCCUCGGCAUUUUUGCUCGAAUGCACAAACUCUCCGUCCCUCCUGAUUUCCACUCCUUCCCUUUUGCCCUCAAGGCCUGCGCUCAGCUUCGGGCGGUUUGGACGACUGUAACAAUCCACUCUCAAGUAUUUAAGUUCGGGUUUGUGGCUGAUCUGUAUGUCGUUAAUUGUCUUAUUCAUGGGUACGCGGCAAUUGGGUCUUUGACGGAUGCAUAUUGGGUGUUUGAUGAAAGUCCUGACAAGGACGUUAUCUCUUAUAAUACUUUGAUUGAUGGAUUUGUGAAAUUCGGUGACGUUGUACGAGCUAGGGAAGUGUUUAAUAUGAUGCCCGUACGAGAUGCCGUCUCUUGGGGUACCCUUGUUGCUGGUUAUGCUCAGGCCAAGCAAUGUAAGGAGGCAAUUGAGCUCUUUUGUGAAAUGAUGAACACUGGGAUUCGACCGGAUAAUAGAGCAUUGGUUUCUGCUCUUUCUGCUUGUGCAGAGCGGGGAGAACUAGAGCGAGGCAAGGCAAUUCACGAAUACAUUAAACAGAACAGGAUUCGAGUGGAUUCCUUCUUGUCAACUGGGUUGGUGGAUCUGUAUGCAAAGUGUGGUUGCAUCGAGACUGCCGCGGAUAUCUUUGAGUCAAGUCCUGAUAAGAGCUCGUUUACCUGGAACGCCAUGAUUACUGGGCUAGCAAUGCACGGUCAUGGCCACCUAUCAUUGAAUUACUUCUCGAGAAUGAAAGAGGCUGGAAUUCCACCGGAUGGAAUAAGCUUCCUUGGAGUCCUGGUGGGAUGUAGCCACACCGGUCUAGUUCGUGAAGCACAGAAACUAUUUGAUGAGAUGGAAUCUGUCUAUGGGGUCACUCGAGAACUCAAGCACUAUGGCUGCAUGGCUGAUUUGCUAGGACGGGCCGGUUUGAUCAAGGAAGCAAUGGAAAUGAUAAAGGGGAUGCCCACUGGGGGUGAUGCAUUUGUGUGGGCUGGAUUGCUUGGAGGAUGUAGAAUACAUGGCAAUGUCGGGAUUGCGGAGAAGGCAGCAGAGCAAGUAAUGGAGCUCAAGCCUAAAGAUGGUGGGGUUUAUUCAAUCAUGGCUAAUGUUUAUGCCAGUGCAGAGAGAUGGGACGAGGUAACCAAGAUUAGGAGAUUAAUGGAUGCUAAUAAGAAGGUCAAGAGGAUUGCUGGUUACAGCUUGAUUCAGUUGAAUGGGGUUAUGCAUGAAUUUAUUGCUGGAGAUACCUUGCAUCCUCUAACUGAUGAGAUAUAUCUAGUUUUAAAUGAAAUCAGAGAACAUCAAUUUGAGACUUGUUAAGUAGUACAGUACAGUCAACUGAACAAGAUUGAGCAACCAGGCAGCUCCUGGAUUUCCUCACCCUGUUGGCACCCACCCACCUUGAAGCUGAAGAGUAAACAUGUGCUCCACACUUAUUGGGCUCUAGUUCCUCAAUUUUACUGGCUGCCAACUCUGCCAUUUCUACAUGACAGGGUUGAGUUGAAGUCUAUCUUAAUUGAGAGGACAGUUUCAUAAAGUCACUCAGAAUAUAAAUAGAUGUUGUGUUUUAGGUUUUUUGCAAUCUAAUCUCAUAUUAUUUUUCUCUCUUGUGACGGCCACCAAGUCGUAGCGAGAGCAUAUUGUACUUUGAUACUCCUUGAAAGUAGU
Tripterygium wilfordii is the source of this 1994-nucleotide messenger RNA. RefSeq names its product pentatricopeptide repeat-containing protein At5g61800. Gene Ontology annotation, molecular function: protein binding; RNA binding. The record is from RefSeq and is a predicted model, not a curated record. NCBI's taxonomy places the organism in Eukaryota, Viridiplantae, Streptophyta, Magnoliopsida, Celastrales, Celastraceae. Gene Ontology annotation, biological process: RNA modification. The transcript has a single exon. The coding region runs from base 69 to 1646 and encodes 525 amino acids.